CUCAGCCUCUCGUCUCUGGUUACUGGCAGAAGCAGUAAGUCUUUGAUCUCUGAGCUGUUCGUUUUGCCAGCUCGGAGCCACCAGAGGCUCCAAGAGGAGGGAGAGGGAGUGGAAAGUGUCUUUGCUUUCCUUCUGCAGGGGAUGUGCCCUGGGGUUUGCUGGCAGAGGCAGUAACCUGGCCGGAGCUGCUGAGACAUCAGUGGACCUGCGACUGCCGGGACUGCCCUGGUCCCAUCAGCGCUCGCUGCCAUCCGCCAGCAGAGCCAGUCUUUGGGAGCUCUGGAGAAAGGCUCAGCCACGCUUUGAGACAGGAGGCUCAGCGCACAGCCUCCUGAGAGACCAGACACAGGGUGUCUAUGUUCGGCCCAGAGAGGGGAGAAGACGCUACUGGAAAUGACAGUUGGACUGCUGUGGCUCAUUGCUCUUUACCCUGUGACUGAGGGCACCAAAGGCUUCCUGCAGCAAAAAAACCAUGACAACCAAGCAAAAGGAGAUGUCGGUCUGGUUGAGAAAAGGCAUCCAGCCCAGGAGUACGAGAUCCUGCUUCAGAUGACAUACAGGGAUCCUGGGGAGAAGAGAGAACUGAAAAGAUUUCUGAAGCAUUUGAAAUCUCCAUCACCAUGCUUACGCGGGCCCAGCGAGAUCAUCAGAGUGAAGGCCACCACAUACUGCAGAAGCUUGAAGGGGUUCCCGGAGUGUGCCUGUGAGGACAGCUAUAUGUGGUUUCCUCCCUCCUGUCUUGACCCCCAGAACUGCUACCUUAAUACAACUGGACCCCUCCCCAGCUGUAACUGCCCUCUUGAAGACCUCAGCCAGAGUGUUAACUUCUGUGAGAGAGCAAAGGUUUGGGGCACUUUUAAAAUUAAUGGAGCUUUUAUCAAAGACCUUUGGAAUUCCUCUUCUGCUGUAUACGCCUACUACAAAACUGAAAUUGAAAAUCAACUUAAAGAAGCAUACAGAGGAAUCCAUGGUUUUGAGUCAGUUCAGGUCACGCAAUUUCGAGAGGGAAGCAUCAUUGUGGGCUAUGAAGUAACCGGCUCCAGUAGCACAGCUGAGCUCCUGUCUGCCCUGGAGCAGGUGGCAGAAGAGGCACUGACGGCCCUGAAAAGGCGGUUCCCGGUCGAAGACGGCUCCCUCCGAGUGUUCGGGAAAGUCCAGUGUAACAGCGUCUCCUUUGGAUUCGGGUCUGAGGAUGACGAAUAUACUCUACCCUGUAGCAGCGGCUUCCUUGGAAACAUCACCGUCAGAUGCCGGCACUCUGGGUGGCAGGUCACCAAGGAGUACUGCGUGCUCUCUCAGCUAGCAGAACUGGAGAAGAAUUUCAGUAUGAUGUCAGGCAAUGUCACAGAGGCAGACGUGUCAUCUCUGGUGCAAAACCUUUCUGCCAUCGUUCAGCAAAGCCCGUCCACCACGGCUGGGAAUCUGGCUUCUGUGGUGUCGCUCCUGAGGAGCGUGUCAUCCCUGUCGCUGGAGAACUCUUUAACAGUGUCUAAUCUGACCCUGCAGAAUGUCAUCAACAUAGCCGAUCACAUCCUGGAUUCGGCCUCCAUAGCUAGCUGGACGAUUUUAUCCCAAGAAGACAGGAGCACCAGCUCCCAGCUGCUGGAAGCUCUGGAAAUCACCAGCAUUCUGGUACCUCCCAGUGAUCUGCCUCUUCAUUUUUCUCGACCAUUCAUCGACUGGAAAGGGAUUCCAGUGACCCAGAUCCAAAGCACACAGGGUUACAACUAUCAGAUGGAAAUGAGACAGCAAAAUGCCCCUCAGCCCAUCCAAGGUCACGUGCUUAUCAAACCAGACCAAUUCCAGAGACCCCAUCCAAAGGCUAUUAUCAGCAUGGCCUCCUUGACCCUUGGGAGCAUUCUACCCAUCACCCACAAAGGAAGUGUACAGAUCAACGGGCCCGUGAUAUCCACUCUGAUCCAAAACUAUGCCAUCAGUGAAAUUUUCCUGAACCUUUCCAAGAUCAAGGGAAACCUGAGCCAGCCUCACUGUGUGUUUUGGGAUUUUAGUCACUUGCAGUGGAGCGACGCCGGCUGCCAGCUCGUUACCGACGCUGUAGACACAGUCCUGUGCCGGUGUACGCACCUGACGGCCUUCUCCAUGCUCAUGUCGCCCCUUGUGCCCUCCUCGGUGGUCCCCGUGGUGAAAUGGAUCACGUACAUAGGACUGGGCAUCUCCAUUGCGAGUCUAAUCUUAUGCCUGCUCAUCGAGGUUCUGUUUUGGAAGCAAACCAAGAAAAGCCCAACCUCCUACACACGCCACGUUUGCCUGGUGAACACCUCCCUGUCCCUCUUCAUCGCUGAUGUCUGGUUUCUCGUUGCUGCCAGCGUGGACCCCGCCGCCAGCGCGUCUGGCAUCUGUGUAGCCGCGGUCUUCUUCACCCACCUCUUCUACCUCGCUUUGUUCUUCUGGAUGCUUGCGCUCGGCAUCCUGCUGGCUUACCGCCUCGUCUUCGUGUUCCAUCACCUAGCUAUGCCCACCAUGAUGGCUAUAGGGUUCUGCCUGGGCUAUGGGUGCCCUCUCCUUAUAUCCAUCAUCACCGUUGCAGUCACCCAGCCUAGCAACAGCUACCGAAGGAACAACGUGUGUUGGCUCAACUGGUCGGGCGAGAGCAAACCUCUCUUGGCGUUCGUUGUUCCUGCAUUGACUAUUGUGGCUGUGAACUUGGCUGUGGUGCUGCUGGUCCUGAGGAAACUCUGGAGGCCAGCGGUUGGAGACAGACUGAGUCGGGACGACAAGGUCAUCGCCAUCCGCAUGGGAAAGAGCCUCCUCGUUCUGACCCCGCUGCUAGGGCUCACCUGGGGCUUCGGGAUAGGAACAAUGGUGGACAGCCAGAACCUGGCUUGGCACAUUCUUUUUGCUUUACUUAAUGCUUUCCAGGGAUUUUUCAUCUUCUGUUUUGGAAUUCUCUUGGAUAAUAAGCUGCGGCAACUUCUGUCGGACAAGUUGACUCCAUUAAGUUCCUGGAAGCAAACAUCAAAGCAAAACUCCUCGGAUAUAGUUACCAAGUCUAAAGGCUUAAAGCCGUUCAGCGUAUUGCAACACAAAGGCGCGUAUGCCCUUUCUCACACUGGAGAUUCGUCCAAUGAGAUCACAUUAACCCAGUUUCUAUCAACGGAAUAAAGAUCAACGGAGUCGUAAUCAAGGACGAGAUCUUCAGAGCCACCUGGCGGAGGAGACACGCAGGGAAUCAGAGGAGAUUUUUGUGGCUUAGGAGCCUGAGGACAAAAGUGGUCACGCUGGGGCUGGAGAUAUGGACCAGUGGUUACGAGUACUUGUUCUUGCAGAGGACCUGGACUCAGUUCCGUCACCCACCUGGGGGACCUCAACCAUCUCUUCCAGGGGAUCUGCUGCCCUCUUCUGACUUCUGUGAGCACUGCAUACAUGUGGUGCAUAGACAUCCAUGCAAGCAAAAUAUUCAUACACGAAAUAAAUAAACCUUUUUAAAAAACAGCAAAAAACCAAGUGGCUCCAGUGGUUUAACCCUGGCUCCUUUAUCCCAAAUUAAACAGAGAUGAGAUUAAUUACUAAAUGGGCUAAGAAGUAUCUCACAUUGUUGGUCCAGAAGACAGGACAGUGACCGAAAAAGCCCCUGACCAUUUUCUCCAGCUGUGAGGGAAAAUAGAAACACCAGUAAUACAACACCAUGCAUUUACUAGACUACCUGAACAAACAAUCCAACCCUCACCCCAGGUGCAGCGCAUAAUUCGACUCAUCCUGAACCCUAGGCAAGCAAGAUGGUCUGUAGAAAGAGAGCAGAUCUGUUGUCUUAGGGGUCAGGUGGUGAGUUAUACAGACUAGGGAAGGAGCUUAUGCAUGUCUUAAUUGUAAUAAUGACUUGUCCUUGUAACCACCCAUCAAAACAUGCUGCACACCACAUGCAGACAAUACAUGAAGUUCAUUGUCAAGAAGGCUUUUAAAGGCAAAAAGAUGGACUAGGUACAGGGCAGAGCAGUGAAGUUGGCUCAAACUCAAUUUAGGAAAAGAUCAUGAGCUAGGUGGCGGUGGCACACAACUUUAAUCCCAGGAUCAGGAGGCAGAAGCAGGAGGAUCCCUAA
Myodes glareolus (Bank vole) is the source of this 4058-nucleotide messenger RNA. The record is from RefSeq and is a predicted model, not a curated record. NCBI's taxonomy places the organism in Eukaryota, Metazoa, Chordata, Mammalia, Rodentia, Cricetidae.